GGCUUCGUGCUGGGCCAGCCGAUGGAGGACAUCCAUGACACGUACGAGAUCGGCAAGGAGCUGGGCCGCGGCCAGUUCGGCGUAACCUACCUCGCCACCCGCAGGGACACCGGGGAGCAGUUCGCCUGCAAGACCAUCGCCAAGCGCAAGCUCAUCGACGUGGAGGACAUCGAGGACGUGCGGCGGGAGGUGGUGAUCAUGCGCCACCUCUCCGGCCAGUCUGGCUACAUCGUGGAGCUGAAGGGCGCCUACGAGGACAAGCAUUCGGUGCACCUCGUCAUGGAGCUGUGCGCCGGCGGCGAGCUCUUCGACCGCAUCAUCGCCAGGGGGCACUACACCGAGCGGGCGGCGGCGGCGCUUAUAAGGACCAUCGUGCAGAUUGUGCAGACCUGCCACUCGAUGGGGGUGAUGCACAGGGACCUCAAGCCGGAGAACUUCCUCUUGUUGAACCAGGACGAGGAUGCCCCGCUCAAGGCCACCGACUUCGGCCUCUCUGUCUUCUUCAAGGAAGGAGAGGUAUUCAGAGACAUAGUUGGCAGCGCAUAUUACAUCGCACCUGAAGUCUUAAAGCGAAGAUACAGCCAAAAAGCUGAUAUUUGGAGCACUGGGGUGAUGCUUUAUAUUUUCCUCAGUGGAUCUCCUCCCUUCUGGGCUGAGACAGAACGAGGGAUCUUCAAUGCCAUUCUGCGAGGAGACAUUGAUUUUGCAUGCGAUCCGUGGCCCAACAUCUCGUCUGGUGCAAAAGAUCUUGUGAGGAAGAUGCUAAUGUCAGAUCCGAAGAAGAGAUUAACAGCUAUGGAAGUUCUAAACCAUCCUUGGAUCAAGGAAGACGGAGAUGCACCUGAUACUCCACUCGAUAUCAAUGUUCUGAAUAGGUUAAAACAAUUCCGAGCGAUGAACAAGUUCAAGAAAGCCGCAUUGAAGGUAAUAGCCGGCUGUCUAUCAGAGGAAGAGAUAAGUGAACUGAGUGAGAUGUUCAAGAGUAUGGACUCUGACAAUAGCGGAUCGAUAACACUAGAAGAAUUGAGGAAAGGUCUUGCCGAUCAAGGAGCAAAGCUCUCAGAGAGAGAACUCACAUUGUUGAUGGAAGCUGCUGAUGCGGAUGGAAAUGGAACUAUCGAUUAUGAAGAAUUCAUCACUGCAACUAUUCACAUGAACCGGAUGGACAGAGAAGAGCAUCUCUACACAGCAUUUCAAUUCUUCGAUAAAGAUAAUAGCGGUUUCAUUACAAAGGAAGAACUCGAGCAGGCACUGAAAGAGAAGGGAAUGUACGAUGGGAAGGAAAUCAAGGAUAUUAUUUCUGAAGCUGAUUCAGACAAUGAUGGAAGAAUUAACUACGACGAGUUCGUGGCCAUGAUGAAAAAGGAAAACUCUGAACGUCAACCGAAGUCAAGGAGGAGAAGUGGAGCUUAUGUUUGAUUUGAGG
Messenger RNA from Zingiber officinale, 1426 nucleotides. Its product is annotated as calcium-dependent protein kinase 2-like. The transcript is spliced from 8 exons. Gene Ontology annotation, biological process: intracellular signal transduction; protein autophosphorylation; peptidyl-serine phosphorylation. The record is from RefSeq and is a predicted model, not a curated record. Gene Ontology annotation, cellular component: nucleus; cytoplasm. Gene Ontology annotation, molecular function: calmodulin binding; calcium-dependent protein serine/threonine kinase activity; calcium/calmodulin-dependent protein kinase activity. Lineage: Eukaryota; Viridiplantae; Streptophyta; Magnoliopsida; Zingiberales; Zingiberaceae. The coding region runs from base 22 to 1419 and encodes 465 amino acids.